This is a messenger RNA of Synchiropus splendidus (mandarinfish), 2027 nucleotides long. RefSeq names its product dynein regulatory complex protein 9-like. Gene Ontology annotation, biological process: cilium organization. NCBI's taxonomy places the organism in Eukaryota, Metazoa, Chordata, Actinopteri, Syngnathiformes, Callionymidae. The coding region runs from base 183 to 743 and encodes 186 amino acids. The transcript is spliced from 6 exons. Gene Ontology annotation, molecular function: protein binding. Gene Ontology annotation, cellular component: cytoplasm; motile cilium. The record is from RefSeq and is a predicted model, not a curated record.
AGGACGGACAGAAUGUUGGUGGAUGAGAUGAGUUUUUACAGAUGGAAAGAAGGUAAACAGGGAGAUGGUGAGGCUGAUGUGUUCUUCUCUUCAGAGAAGCCAAGAGAGAGCUGGCGAGUAAAACACAAACCUUACACAGACAACAGCAGGAGUUGAGGCAGAAAACUGAGAAUCUGAAGGAGAUGUGCAAAUGCGCCAAAAGACUCAGCAAACAAGUGGAUAUUCAAGCAUUGAAGAUGGAGAAGAGGAAGAAGCUGGAGGAGAAACUCCAAGAGCAGCAGCUGAAGAGGACGCAGUUUGAGACGAAUAAAGCUGAAAGUGACCUUGAAAAGAAGCGUGAGCUGCUGAAGGACCAGUUGCAGCAGCAGGCUGAAGUUCAUGAAGCAAAGAAGAAAUAUCUGCAUUAUCGACAUGAGGAGCUUCAGCAGCUGCAGCUGGACUGGCAGCAGAGGACGGACAUGAUGCUGCAUGAGGUGGAGCACCAACUCAACGAAGUGAACUGCAAACGGGCCAUCACACUGGACAAGCUGGCGGAGCUAAAGAGGACGUUCAGGGAGAUGGAAGAGGUGGUGCUGGAAGACAGAAAGGAGCAGGAGAAGCUGCGCCGCCAGCAGGAAGAGAACAUGGCUGCCACCAAGAUCCAGGCAUGGUGGAGAGGUGUCAUGUCCCGCAGAGGCUUGGGCAAAAAGGCAGACAAAAAGAAGGGCAAGAAAAAGGGAGAAGGGAAGAAGAAGAAGAAAUAGACACACUCCUUGAUAUGUGAAGAUCAGACGUGUGAAUUCCACUGCUGCAUGUGGCUUUUCUCCCUGCAUAUGUGUGAGACGCACAAACAAAGAAUGGCACAUGACACAUGAGUUGGAUUGAUUUGUAUUUUAAAAUGUUGGACAAUAAUUCAAGCAUGACAAUGCAAACACAUAUGUUAAAACAUCCAUCCAUUCUUCCUUCCUCUUGAAUUGUUUUUUUGAAAGAUAUUUUAAUACAUGCUAUAGAAGUGCUUAACAUCCUCAGUAAAUGCUGAUGAUCAGUGAAAUCUUUUCUGUUAGUUUCGAAAACUGGAGACAAACUACGCAACAAGACCAACAACAAAUCAGAAUCAACCUUGUCGUCUUAACACCUGACCUCUGAAUGGACAAGGAGACAACUUACAUAUUAAAAACAUAUACGUAUACAAAACAUAUUCAGGCGUCUGUAGCUUGACACUGGAUGUUUGUGUCCAACUUACAAGUCAAACAUGUACAACACAUGAGCAAUAAACCAAAGGGGGGAUGCAGUCACCCUUGGUCUGUAUAGUUUGAACCACACAUUUGACACCCACAGUUAAGAAGCACACGGGCGCAAGGACUUGUUUCCAUGCUUGGAAUGACACUCUUGUUUCCUACGUUAGCCUGACUCAGAGCCAGUUCUCAUCAGAUGCUGCUUCACAUUUCACUCACCCCUCAGUGUCAGACACUGCAGUGCAGUGAUGAACCACAGCCAUGACAUAAAACAGAAAACAAGAGAGGAUGCACUACUGUUGGAACUUUGGUGCUACAGGUGCACCCUGUAGCAACAUGACUUAACAUGCCUUAGAGACAUUUAUAACACUUGAGCCCAGACAUACUGUGCAUACACUGACGCAGUAUUGAGCUAAUAUAAAACCAUGUUUCUUUAUAAUAUAUGCAUAUAUUAUGAUUAUUAUUAUUAUUAUUAAUUGUAUUUAGUUUAACAUAAACACAUAUUUCAAACCGUCACACUCACAAUUCACCGCAUACUGGAGGUGAGGCUCAUGACUAAACACUAGCAAUGUUUAUAUAUGCAAUAUAUAAUAUAAUAUAUAUAUAUGUAUGUUUAUACAUGUUUAUAUAUACAAUACAUUGCCGAAAAAAAAACCCCAUAUAUAUAUAUAUAUUUUCCUCUGGCUUAAAUAAAUUGUGAUGAAAAAGAAAUGCACUUGUGACUUAAGUUUAGUUUUGCUCUUGGUGCAAACCCAACAUCAUGACGUUGUGAUCCCCAAACAUGGCGUUGUGUAAUAUUGAGUCUGUGAUGUG